UAUAUUUCACUUGCAACAAGAUGCGUUUUAUAAUUGUGUUCAGUUUGGCAGUUCUGUUUCAUGUGAAUGCAUUUCCCUGUGGAAGUGUUGACGAUCAACUCCCCGAACAAGAUAAAGUGGCAAUCAAAGAUCUGGUAACACGUGACGGAUCCUUGAUAUCUGAGCUAAUCAAGGAACAAGACACGGUUAUGUUGGAUGUUAUGAAAUCGAUUGUGAACAACAAAAUAGCUGAAAAAAAUGUAAUCGAUGAUCUGCAGAAACGUAUUGAUGAGAAACGCAAAUCUUCUGGACUUAUCUUAUGGAAUCUUAUGGACCCUUUGCCAGACUACAUAAACGAUCUCUCCCAAUUGACUGUUAUCUACAACGAAUUAAAGUAUCAAGAAAAACGUGAUCGCUUCAAUACUUGGACUGAUGGAGAAUUCAAUGAACUCAUGGCCAAAUAUACUCGGAAGAUGAAGCAAAUACUGAGCGAAUUCACGGAGCUUGUGAAAACAGCUAUGAACAAUUUGAGUGAUGAAACAAAACAAUUGCACAGCGAUUUAAUUGCCCAAAUUAACCAAUCAAGUGACGAAAAAGUUAUUAGGUCUGCCGCACAUAAGGUAAUUGACUCAAUGUCGUGUUAGAGCACAAUUCUAAAUUCCUUUGAUAUCUCAAAGUAACGUAUAUAACAUAAGCCUUGUAUUUAGUUUACCUUUAAUUGGGUUUCACUGCAAUAUGAAAUCUUAUAUUAUGUUUUCUUUAGUGACAAUAAACUGUUUGUUCAAUUUAUUAAUGA
This is a messenger RNA of Drosophila sulfurigaster albostrigata, 775 nucleotides long. RefSeq lists its product as uncharacterized. The transcript is spliced from 2 exons. The record is from RefSeq and is a predicted model, not a curated record. NCBI's taxonomy places the organism in Eukaryota, Metazoa, Arthropoda, Insecta, Diptera, Drosophilidae. The coding region runs from base 21 to 623 and encodes 200 amino acids.